Capsella rubella is the source of this 1542-nucleotide messenger RNA. RefSeq names its product alkane hydroxylase MAH1. The record is from RefSeq and is a predicted model, not a curated record. Gene Ontology annotation, molecular function: monooxygenase activity; oxidoreductase activity, acting on paired donors, with incorporation or reduction of molecular oxygen; iron ion binding. NCBI's taxonomy places the organism in Eukaryota, Viridiplantae, Streptophyta, Magnoliopsida, Brassicales, Brassicaceae. The transcript has a single exon. The coding region runs from base 1 to 1542 and encodes 513 amino acids.
AUGGCCUCAAUAAGCUUAGUUCAAGCUUCUAUAGCCAUCGUUUCAUUAAUCCUUUGUUUCUUCUACCACUUCAAGAAACCUCAUAAAGGCUUCCUUAGAAACUGGCCAGUUCUUGGGAUGCUUCCUAGUCUACUCAUGGAGUUCCAUCGAAUCUAUGACUUUAGCGUGGAGAUUCUCGAGAACUCUAACUUGACGUUCGCAUUCAAGGGACCGUGGUACUCUGGAAUGGAUAUGGUUUUCACGGCUGAUGAUAAAAAUAUUCGUCAUAUAAUGAACUCAUCAAACUCCUCCAAUUACACCAAAGGUCCUGACUUCAAAGAAGUGUUUGAUGUUCUUGGAGAUGGGAUACUCACUGCGGACUCGGAGCUAUGGAAGAGUCUAAGGAAAGUUUCCAAAGCCAUGGUCGACCACCAAGGGUUUCAAAAGUUGUCAAUGAGUACCACGAGGAAAAAACUCAAGGACGGGCUUGUUCCUCUCUUUGAUCAUAUUGUGGAGAAAGAAAAGGUCGUGGACUUGCAAGAUGUGUUCAGGAGGUUUACGUUCGACACAACUCUAAUGACAGUAACUGGCUGUGAUGAUCCUAGAUCUCUCUCCAUUGAAAUGUUAGAGGUUGAUGAGUUUGCAAAAGCUCUCAACGAUAUAGGAGAAGGGAUUAUGUAUAGGCAUGUUAAGCCAAAGUUCUUGUGGAAGCUUCAAAGAUGGGUUGGAUUCGGACAAGAGAAGAAGUUGUAUGAAGCUCACGCAACUUUAAAUCGAACUUGUAAGAAGUUCAUAUUAGAUAAGAGAGAAGAGGUAAGAUCAAAAGAGUGUUCUAGUAAAGAAGGUGAGGAUCUUUUAACAUCCCACAUGAAGCUAGAUUCAACCAUGUACUUGAAGUACCAUAAUGAUGAGAAGUUUCUUAGAGACACCAUGUUAGCUUUCAUUCUAGCCGGAAGAGAUACCACUGCUUCUGGUCUCACUUGGUUCUUUUGGUGUUUGUCCAAAAACCCUCAUGUUGUCACAAACAUUCGCCAAGAGAUCGACUCAAAUGGAGCUGAUGACCCCGAGAGGUCGUCUUAUGAUUCCAUGGAGUUCUUGAACAAACUAGUGUACUUACGUGGUGCCUUGUAUGAAGCAAUGAGACUUCACCCUCCUGUUCCAUUCGAACGUUUGUCUCCCAUAAAACCAGAUGUGCUCCCAAGUGGGCAUAGAGUUGACCCAAGUAUAAAGAUUUUAAUCUUUAUUUACGCGUUGGGGAGGAUGAAAGCAGUAUGGGGAGAAGAUGCUUUGGAUUUCAAUCCCAAGAGAUGGGUUUCAGAAACAAGAGGGUUUAAAGAAGUGUCUUCCUCCAAGUUCUUUACGUUUAAUGCUGGUCCAAGAGCUUGCUUGGGUAAAGAGGUAGCUAUGACACUAAUGAAGACAGUGGUCGUGGAGAUAUUACAAAACUAUGAUAUUGAAGUUGUCCAAGGCCAAAAGAUUGAACCAGCUCCUGGUCCUAUCCUCCGCAUGAAGCAUGGUCUUCGAAUCAAACUUACUAAAAGAUGUUCAUCUUCUUCAAAAUAA